Molecule: messenger RNA, 372 nt
Organism: Vicia villosa (hairy vetch)
Lineage: Eukaryota; Viridiplantae; Streptophyta; Magnoliopsida; Fabales; Fabaceae
Exons: 3
Coding region: 1-372 (123 amino acids)
Source: RefSeq, a predicted model, not a curated record
AUGCCUGCUUCCGAUGAUGAUCAAGGUGUGCAAGAUGAUGAGACCCCUGUUGAUAAAGAUGUUAAGACAACUGUUGAUAAUGAUGAGACAUCUGCUGAGAAAAAUGAUGAGACUCCUGUUACUAAGGAUGUUGAGACAUCUUGGAAAUUUGUGUAUCAAAGAAGGCUGGCCCUUGAAAGAGAGUUAGCAAAUGAUGCUCUGGAGAAUCAAGAGUCUGCUGAUAGUGAUGAUGAUCAUGCUGCUGGUGGUGAUGGUGAGAAGAUGAAUGAUGAUAUGGAUGCUGAUAGUGAGGAUGACUAUAAGUCUAGUAGCUCCAGUGAUGAAGAGAUGAGUGAGGAGGAUGAUGAUGGUACUGCUGGCUCUGAAGAUUAA